Molecule: messenger RNA, 4170 nt
Organism: Hemibagrus wyckioides
Lineage: Eukaryota; Metazoa; Chordata; Actinopteri; Siluriformes; Bagridae
Gene: fam49al
Product: family with sequence similarity 49 member A, like
Exons: 11
Coding region: 1206-2180 (324 amino acids)
Biological process (GO): regulation of actin filament polymerization
Molecular function (GO): small GTPase binding
Source: RefSeq, a predicted model, not a curated record
AGAAAGAAUCAUGGGGAAAGGGUGCUGGAUGGACACAAUAAAACACAAAACACCACAGAAUGUAUAUGUCAAUUGUAUUAUCUACAUGUUGUACAGUUUAUAUUGUUAUAUAAUGUUAUAAUAAGAAAUACUAGAUAUACUUGACUGUAUUCACAAUAUAAACACUCCUUAAACUCUCAUUCAGUUGCAGUAUAGGAAGAUCUGCAACCAUGCACAGCAUAUUAAUAGACCUUCUUCUAACAUCUUACAAUAAGAAAUACUAGCUGUAUUUGAUUAUAUUCAAUGUGUCUGCACAUGCUUAGAUGUGAGGCACUUGCAGUGCAGUAAGGUCUGUGACCAUGCACAGAAUAUUAAUAGAUAUACUACAUACAUUUGUCUAAACCACAGCAUGGCUAGAGUAAUGUGCAGUGGGUUGGGCAAGUUUUUGGUUUGGUUUGAGUCUUAAUCGCUGGUGAGGCAGAAGGCAUUUUCAUUCUUACAGUUGUUUGACAGAUCUGUGACUGCUAGUCUUACUUCCUCUUUACAAGCCACAACCUUUCUCUCUGCAUAUCACCACUCAAUAUAUUUAAAAGUAGCUAUGCUGUGCCAACCAUUUUAUUUAUUUAUUUAGCAAGCUCUAUAUACUGUAUAAGCCAUACAUAUAGCUGAUGGUUUAAAGUUUCCUUUCGUUGUAUACAAGCGACGUAUAAAAACUAAAAAGUUAAAACAUCUACAGGAAAAGAUGGGGCAAAGUUGGGUGUUUUUUUGUUUGAAGAAGCUAAAACCGUACCAACGUUAGAUAGAAUUCUGUCUAACUUUUUGCCCACAGGAAGCUGCUGUUAAAACUUUCACAUAGCUACUAAACCAUAAGCCAUACUUUAGGGCAUCCUCUGUAGCCCACACUCUUUGUUCACACAGGACCAAAAAGUAACACAUCUAUCUGUCACACACACACACACAUACACCAUGUGCCUUCAAAUAGCAGUCAGAAAAAGAGAAGUGUGAAAAGAACAGCGUCAUGCUGAGUGCAGAGCCGCUUCGGCACAAGUGCACAGCUUUUGUAAGGCCACACAGCACACAGCCUGACUGUGGUAAGCGCAUGAUUCUGCUGAUCUGAGGAACACCACAGUGUCCAGAGGAGGAAGAGGCACAGCGGUGUUACAAGAGAGAACUAGAACAAAACAAAGAAAGGUGGGAGAAGGCAAGCGUAUGUUGGCUGGGGGCUCAUGGGGAAUCUCCUGAAAGUGCUGACUUGCGCCGAACUUGAGCAUGGCCCAAUAGUUUUCCUUGACUUUGAACAUGCCCAGCCCACAGAGGCUGAGACGGCUGUUUGGAAUCAAGUCAGUGCCGUUCUGGAGGAGGCUCACGGUAUCCUAGCAGAGUUACAAUCCUACAGUGGAGCGGGGCAAGAGAUAAGAGAGGCUAUUCAGAACCCCAAUGACCUCCAGCUUCAGGAGAAAGCCUGGAAUGCUGUGUGCCCCCUGGUGGCCAAGCUGAAGCGAUUCUAUGAAUUUUCACUCAGGUUAGAAAAUGCCCUGCGCAGCCUGUUGGAAGCACUGACAAGCCCACCGUAUGCUCCAAUGCAGCACCUGGAGCGAGAACAGGCUCUGGCUAAACAGUUUGCAGAGAUCCUGCACUUCACUCUCAGCUUCGAUGAGCUAAAGAUGACAAAUCCAGCCAUUCAGAAUGACUUUAGUUACUACAGGAGGACCAUAAGCCGGAAUCGACUGAACAAUCAGCAGUUAGAGGCAGAGAAUGAAGUCAAUAAUGAAAUGGCCAAUCGGAUGUCUCUGUUUUAUGCGGAAGCAACACCCAUGCUGAAAACCUUGAGCAAUGCCACAACUAAGUUUGUGUCAGAGAACAAGACUUUGCCUAUUGAAGACACCACAGAUUGCCUGAGCACUAUGGCCUGCGUGUGCCGGGUCAUGCUGGAGACUCCGGAAUACCGGUGCCGUUUCACCAACACAGACACUAUGCUGUUCUGCAUGCGUGUUAUGGUGGGUGUCAUUAUCCUCUACGAUCACGUUCACCCCGUGGGUGCCUUCGCUAAAACCUCCAAGAUUGACAUGAAGGGCUGCAUCAAGGUGUUGAAAGAGCAGCCUUCAAACAGCGUGGAGGGACUGCUGAAUGCACUGAGGUAUACAACAAGACAUCUAAAUGAUGACAGCACCUCUAAACAAAUCCGUGCUCUACUUCAAUGAGGGGAGAUGCCUAGAGAGAAAGGGGUGAAAUCAAGCGGGUAUUGAGAAAGGGAGAGAGAAACAGAUGAAGAAGGAAGUUGCUGACAGAGAACAAAGUAUGAAGGCUGGCAGUUUUUUGGGUGACACACCCUCAGAAACCUGUUUGUUUACAUGAAUGAAAUGCAAAAUCAAUUUCAAGUUCAAAAAGCUAAAUAGGGAAAAAUGGGGAAAAAAAGUAUAUAUAAUAUAUUGUCAGUUGUUCAUCAUGUCUUUGAUUUUUUGUAAAAACAUGAAAAGAGAUUAUAGAAAUAUAUAUAUGUAGGUAUAUUAAAAUAAAAAAAAAAAAAAGCUGAAAGAGAACCAUGGCUUACCAGAUGAGAACAUUUAAGGAAAACAAAUGCAUAAUAUAUCAAAGCCCUACGAUAAGAAACGACAACAACAAAUAAGGUCCAUAUAACUUCUGCAGAUUAUUUUUGCACAUAGAUAAUCCCCUUAAUAGUUAUAAAGAUUUUGAAAAUGGCUUCACAUUGUAUAGUGUAUAGUGUGUAUAGUGCCGCUCAGUCUCCGUGCGUUUAACUUCCACCUGAUUUUGAACACACUCUCCUCUGCAUCGACUUCCAUUGCAUUCUGCAGGAGUACUUUAAUACUGCACUCCCUUUCCAAAGUUUCAGUUUCAAAAUCAAUUUGUGAAUCAUGCCAUGCGUCUGCAGAAUUCAGUACCUAUAAAACAAGAGACUUGCAUUUGCUGUAUAUACUUGAAAAGCACAGGUUAAGGAUUUUUGUUUGACUUAUUCACUAGUGCUGUACAGCAAUACUGAAAUAAAAUAACGACUGCAAAAGCAGUUUAGAAUAAGCUGUUUUGUGCCAAUAUAGAACGAACAGUGAGGAGUUCAUGAAUAACACAAAGGCCUUAGUGAGACGUUCAUGUUCAGAGGCAUUGGAUUAGGAAUUGUUCUGCUUUGGGAAACUGUGUCAGAAGGAAUUUCAAGAAAGCCAUGAAACUCUAUUUCAGAAGCCACUCAUAUUUCACUCAGCACCGUAGCUCCUUUCUCUGCAAACAUCUCAUUUCAGGACCUGUAGUUUAUCAGGAGUCCCAUUUACAUAUUGAGUGAACUACAGGUCCCUAAUAAUCAGCCGCUUAACACCAACCUCCUAGCAGUACAACAUUAAAACACACACACUUACAGUGUGUUAAAUCUACCGAUCAGAAAUACUGGGAAUUCUGAACAUGGCAUCGCCUAUUACUGUACUCAAGUUCAGGUUCUUGGCACAUUUACUCUUGUAGAAAACUGGAAAUCAAUCAUUCUGACUUUCUACUCACUUACAGACACACAAAUACACACGCACACAAACACAAAGAAACACAAACAAACACACACACACACACAAAGGGCGUACAGCAGAAAAUAUGUAGAAGGUUUUGGUGUAAAUAAGUGAAUAAGCGGAGGAUUUUCCACCAGCCAUCUAAAAGGCCAUGGAACUGAUGCGCUUAAAGUCAACUAGAGAAUGUUUCUUUUAGUAAGAUGCAAUUUAAAAAAGAAAAAAAAAAAAAAAAAGAUCAUGUCAUAAAUGAGUGAGUAUUUAAAAAAAAACAAAUUAUUUAAUAAAAAUUAAGAUGCAACAAAUACAGUGUUGUAUUUCGAUGUCUAUAGCCCUUAGUUGAACUUAAUUUGAUCUGACAGUAUAUUUUUUAUACAGGGGUAUGUUCACAAACAUAUUCUGUAUAAAGAAAUAAACGGCAUGCUGUACAACUUCAGAUGAAAUUGUGUAAAUACAGUGUUUUUAAUUCAUUUUCAAAUGUUCAGUGACUGAAUUGGGUGUGUGUUGUGUCUAAGAAACCUUGCAUUUGGCUUGGACUAUUGGACUUGCUGUAGUCAUAGGUUCCAGCUCUUCAACUUCAUACUGGCGGAGAAAGUAAUGGGCAAGUUGGAUAGGGGAGGGAGGGGACUGUCCAUUUGCUUGUUAUUUUGUACAUUUUGUGCAACAAUAAACUUGUCAUUUAUUAAGUUCA